Molecule: messenger RNA, 852 nt
Organism: Iphiclides podalirius (scarce swallowtail)
Lineage: Eukaryota; Metazoa; Arthropoda; Insecta; Lepidoptera; Papilionidae
Source: the annotation of a GenBank genome assembly
AUGAAAUUGGCCACAGAGCUUCGAGGCGAUCGGACCUGGUCGUCGACGAUUCGAGCAGCCCUUCGUUGGAUGCGGUCAAAUAAAACGAGCUGGUAUUUUGGUGCCCCAAGCCCUAGGUACUUUCUUGGAGCGUUAUGUGCAGAUUUUAUUUGUUUUUGUGGAGUGACACAUGCAAAACUCGCACCUGAUUACAUUCAUCCAUGUAAUGACACAAAUAGAGAGUGUUUGAUAAAGGCCACACAGGACGCAAUACCAGAAUUUGUUAAGGGAUUACCUCAUCUCGGAGUCCCACCGCUGGACCCAUUCACCAUCGAGAAGCUGUCGAUACCACUAAGUGGACUCAAGGUCACAUUUUAUCAAGGCAAAGUCAGUGGUUUCAAAAAAUGCAUCGUAGAUAACGUGAUAUCGGAGCUCGAGAAACGUCACUUUGUGUUAGAGUUUCACUGUAACUUGACCAUCAAAGGAGCUUACGACGCUGUCGGAAAAAUCUUGUUGUUCCCCAUUAACGGCGAAGGAGAUGCGAAGAUAAAAUUGACAAACCUAAAAAUGAAAGUCGAUAUAGACACAAAGUACAUAAAGGACAAGGAGGGCGUCAAUCACUUUGCUUUGAAAGGUUACAGGUAUACAUUUGAUUAUGGAGACAGAGUACAGUUUGACUUACAAAAUCUUUUCAAAGAGAGCAAAGAACUAAGUGACACAGUGCUGGCCUUUUUGAAUGAAAACUGGAAGGCCGUCAGUGAAGAGUUUGGAAAGCCAAUUGUGGACUACGCCGUGGACUUGGCAAUUAGAACGAUAGAAAAGUUCUUCCUCGCCGUUCCAUACGAAGAACUCAUCAACGUUCCUAUACCGUUA